AUCUUCACUAUAGCACUCUCUGACGUAUAUAUUGUGGAGUCGUGGGAGGUGUUAUGGUAGUUCUGUGCAGACCGCCUACUAGAGAGGUGCCCAGUGGACGCUGAAUCUCCGCAACUUGUGUGACAACUAGCCGCGUAAUACCGUUGCUUUUAAUCGUGAUCUCCCGAAUACCUGUCCGCCGUCCUUAACAAUCUGUGAGAGAGAAUAAGAGAGAGCAAGUCUGACAACUUCAAACGCAUUUAUGUGGGCAAUCGCGAGAUUACCUGGACAGCUAUUUUGCACCUGCCCGGUUAUACGCUCAACCAGAUUUUUAAAUGAAGAUGAUGAUAUUUCUUCUUGUUGCUAUCCAAAUUUGCGGAUCGCUGGGCAAUAACCUUGAUGUCCUCGACAACUAUAUGGCAUUACGUGCUGUGGCCAGUGAUAUCAACAAAUUUUCUAGUGAAUUUGGUCAGGCAAUUUCAAAAGCUGAAAAUAGUAAUUUGAUAGCUUCACCCAUCAGUGCGUCAAUGGCUUUAUCAAUGCUGGCUUAUGGAGCACGUGGAGACAGUGAAAAGCAACUGAAAUCUGUUUUGCAUUUCAACAGUGACGCAAGUGUGCAAAAAAAAGGCAUUAAGACUCUUAUAGAGAAUUUAAAAGAAUUCUCCAAAGUUGAUUUGAAAUUAGCGAACAAGAUUUUCCUCGCCCAAAAUGUUACUGUCAACCCAGACUUCAAGGAAGUCUCUGAAUCAAUCUUCAAAUCCGCAGUUCAAAAUGUUGAUUACAGUGCACCGAAAGAGGCGAGCAAAACUAUUAAUGAUUGGUGUGAACAACAGACGAAUUCCAAGAUUAAAGACUUAUUCUCAGCUGAUGACUUUGAUAAUGAUACCGGUUUGGUGCUCGUCAAUGCCGUCUACUUCAAGGGUAAUUGGUUUCAAAAAUUUGACGCAAACCUAACAACUCUCACGAAUUUCACUCUCUUGGAUGGAACUACAAAGAAAGUACCUACGAUGAAUGCUGAUAGGGAUUAUCGCUUCGGAGUUCUAGAAGAUCUUGGAGCAACAUUCGUGGAACUACCUUACGAGAGCAAUGACAUCAGUGACGGUAUCAGCAUGUUCAUCGUUCUCCCCAACGAGCCAUCAGGUUUGAAAGACCUUGAAAAAAAUUUAGCCAAGCUCGACCUAAAUCGUCUCCUCGCUGGUACCAUAUGCAAGGUCAACCUAUCUCUUCCCAAAUUCAAAGUACAAUCGAAACUGGACCUUAAAGCACCAUUGAACGACCUCGGUCUCAAGGAGAUAUUCGAAGACUCGGCUGACCUCAGCGGCAUCCUCUCCGGUGACGCUCCAAAUUUGAAAGUCAGCAAGAUCGUGCAGAAGGCAUUCAUAGAAGUGAAUGAAGAGGGUAGUGAGGCCGCAGCGGCAACUGGAGUGGAACUAGAAAACAGGUUUGGCUGGGAAGCGGAAAAAAAAGCAGUCAAGUUCAGCGUUGAUCAUCCAUUUGUAUUGGUCAUUGCUACACAGGAUAUAAUUAUUUUUGCGGCACGCAUUGCUGAUCCAAGCUAUGAAAUAUAGUUUUUAUAAUCCAGUUGUAAACAUAUCAAGAUAAUUCAACUUCAGUGUGUAAAAUGUUUUGAUAAAUAUCUUGUGUGAGGGACCAUAAACAACUUGUCGUAAGCACCAUUCUUUUUCAAAAUUAUUGUAAUGAAAAUUGUAAUGUUUCCAUUCAAUCCCAAAACAUUCUCAAAAUAAUCUCCUCAAACCAAAGUUGAUUAACAUAGUUUCACUAUUGAAAACAAAUUCUGUAACCCCUGCAGCGAAAUUAGCACGUUAUUUUUAUUACAUUGUGAAAAAAUAAACAAAAAAACGUACAAAUUUCAUCAGCCAAGCUGAAAUGAAUAAAAAAUAAAGAUACAACUA
This is a messenger RNA of Diachasmimorpha longicaudata, 1892 nucleotides long. RefSeq names its product antitrypsin-like. NCBI's taxonomy places the organism in Eukaryota, Metazoa, Arthropoda, Insecta, Hymenoptera, Braconidae. The coding region runs from base 315 to 1547 and encodes 410 amino acids. The transcript has 9 exons. The record is from RefSeq and is a predicted model, not a curated record. Gene Ontology annotation, molecular function: serine-type endopeptidase inhibitor activity.